Messenger RNA from Adineta steineri, 5118 nucleotides. NCBI's taxonomy places the organism in Eukaryota, Metazoa, Rotifera, Eurotatoria, Adinetida, Adinetidae. The record is from the annotation of a GenBank genome assembly.
AUGGGUACUAUUGAUUCUUGGUCAUCUAUUGAGACCGUCAUCAGGCAACGUUUAGAUCGCAACGAAAUUGAUCGACGUUAUUGUGCAGUAUGUGGUCGUCAAGGUCCAACAUUGUCACGAUGUUUUGGAUGCCAAAUGGUUUAUUAUUGUGGUGAAGAACAUCAAGCUGAAGAUUGGUCUGAAGAACAUGCAGAAAAAUGUGCCCAAUUAGAAUGGGUUGCACUAGGAGAAUUUAUUCAAGCUUUACCAGCACAACCACCAUUACCAAAUCUUGGUGAUAAAUGGUCUUCAUCUUUGAAAGAAAUUCAUAAUUGGAAAAAUUGGUUUUCUAUACGUACAAAUAUUGUUCAAUUAGCUAACAAUACAGCAAAUAUUUUUAAGAAACUAGUACAUGCUACUGAUAAACGACAACCAUCGCAUCAAAAUGCAGUCGACGGACUUCUUGCGGCCGUAACUGAUCUUUUAACUCAUGUUCUUACCAUCGGCAAGGCUGUCGUUUAUUUUGGCCUUCGACCAAAUAUUCGUCCUCUUACAAUACAUAUUCUUAAUGGUUUUAACAAAAUUGAUCUUAUUGGUAACGACCAAUCAUCAUCAAAUCUGCCUAUUCGCUUUCAUGAACUGCUCAAUAUGUUUCCUGAUAAUAAAGGUGUCGAACUAGUCAUUGUGAUUGGUGACGACGAUCAAGACGACACUGACCAGUCAUCUGUACCACAUGCAAAGCUCAAACCUGAUAGAUUGAUUAUAACAACUACCGGUAAAGGUCGUUUUCUUGACACAUCAGAAGAAAGACGUCUACGACGCUCAGAAGCUGAUCUUCUUGUUUAUUUUAAUGCUUGGUAUCUUUUUACGUUAUCAAACAAAGAACUAUUAAAAUCAAUGCUUAUGAAACAAAGACCAACGUUAUUAACAUUUGAAGAUGAAGAAGAAUUCAAUGAAGCAAAAACAUGUUUAUCAAGUAAAGGUGUUAAUAUUCAUCAAGCAGGAAUAAAUCAAUUUAGUUCACUAAUCGUUCGUCAACGUUCAAAUAGACCAAAUUCAGUCUAUUCAACAAACAGUUAUCAAAUCCUAUUGAAUACAAUGCCUGUUAAUGGUACUGGUGAGAGAAAUGAUGAAAAUUGCUCUUUAUUGUCCCGUCAACGUCCUCAUCAAUCUUCAAUUGGCGUUCAGCAUGGUCAUACACAAGUACAACAUCAGCAACAACUCAAUCCCGGUUUGAAACAGGUCAAUGUUUCAACCACGAACACGACCGAAGCUACUAUUACUUCUACUGUUCAACCAUUGAUACGAGCAAGUAAUAAUAAUAAUAUACGCCAACCAACUAUAGUACAACGACGGCAGCAUUCUUCACCUGCAUUAGCAUCAUCAUCUGCUGUUAUUACUGCGAACGCAUAUAGAGAAGCACGUCCAACUACUACUAUAAUGAUGACUGCUGUUGAACCGAAUAGAAAUGAACAUAAACCACAACCAAAACCGCGCUUAUCUCUAGUCAAAACUACAAAUAAAGAUAUUGAAUCAAUACCAUCUCAAGUAAAUGGUAAUAUUGUUCAACGUAUUAAACCAGUUUUCGAACAAUCACUUGUAAUACCAUCACAAGAAUCCAAACCUAUCAAGCAACAGCAACAACAACAACAACAACAACGUCAGCCUGUUUCAAUUCCUUAUACAUAUCAAACAGGAAACACUACAAAAGCUACAUGUCUUGAUGAUAUUAUUCCAUCUAAAAAGAUGUAUAUUCCAUCGCCACCACCGCCGCUGGCAGAAAUACAUAUUAAUGAACGAACUAAUGAGAUUAUUUCUUCACCAUCUUCAGUUGAAUUGCGUCAUGAACAACGUGCAUUACCAAUUCCUACAAAUAAUAUUUCUCAAAUUCCUAAGCCAAUUAUUGAACAUCAUACCGAUAAACGAUCAAUAAAAACUAUUUCGAACAGUAUUUCUUCACCGUCAAUGGUUCCAAUUGAAAUUCAUCAUGAUCAACGAACUGUGAUGAGUGCACCUAUGAUUGCUCCUCCUCGACCAACGUCCUCAUCAAUAUCAUCUAUUGAAAAUCGUUCUGAAGAAAAAUUGACUAUCACAGCUGCUACCACUAAUAUUUCUACAACACGUGUACAACUAACUGAAACACACAUUGAACAAUCGACUGUAACACCGGCUACUACUGCAACUAAAUCUUCAUCGCCACCACCAAUACCACCACCACCAUCAUCAUCCACUAAUAGUUCUACAACACGUGUACAACUAAAUAAAAAACACAUUGAACAAUCGACUGUAACACCGGCUACUAUUUCAACUAAAUCUUCAUCGCCACCGCCACCACCAGUACCACCACCACCACCAUCAUCAUCCGCUAAUAAUGAAGUGAUCUAUACAGAAGUCAUUAAAAAUCAUGAACGACCGUUACCACUACAUCAUAUCGAUCUUUCGAAAACAACUUUGAGUCCAUCUCGUUCAUUUAUUAUUCCAACAAAAGCACCAAGUCUUCUAUCAAAAACUCCAUCUUAUAGUUUUCAACGUUCAUCUCAACUAUCAACAGCUACUAAUUAUUCAUCUCAAACAAAUAAAUCAAAACCUGUGUCGUCUAUGAUGGCAUCGGAUCGAAUAAGUCUUUAUUCUCAAAGAAGUACUAAACAACCAGAUGUUGGUGUAACAAUAAAAAAUUUAUCAGAAUGUAUUGAUCGUGUUGGUAUUGUAUUUGAUGAAACACACCGUCCACAUGAUGCACCAUCAGUUGGUUUAACAACAGUUGAUCUUAUUCGUGAACAAUUAACAACAUCAUCGACAACAAAACCAACAGGAUCAUUAUUAGAUAAAUUAUAUAAAUCGAACAGUAGUACACGUUUAUCAACACCAUCUUCACGACCAUCAUUAACUAUUGCCAGUCCACGAUCAAAAUCUCAACAAGCACCAAGAAUUAAUGAUGAAAAAUCUUCAAUACCCAAACCAACCACACCAACAACACCACCAUCUAUACGACGACCAGUUGGUGUUUUUCUUCCACUUACAACUAAAAACACUCAGGAACCUGAACAAACAACUGCAAUUAUACCUGAACAAUCACCAGCACUUGUUUAUCAAAAUCUUGAAUCACAUCAUACUUCAACAAUUGAUUCAAUAUCUCCUCCAUCUCAAACGCUUGAUUAUACACUUAAACAACCAACUGGUCCUCUAUGUAAUGGUAUACCAAAACCAUUUCGAAAACCAACAGCAAUUAUUGAACCAUCACCUGUUGUAGCAUUACCUAUUCCUAAGAUUCCUGAACCAAAUUAUAUAAAUUUAACUCAUCAAGAUGAUCAACAUAUUUAUACAAAUGAAAAUGGUACUGCAUUUACUGGUGGUAGUAGUAGUUCAAAUUCUUAUACAAGUAAAACAUCAAGUGUUUAUUCUUCAACUGAUAAACAAAAUCAACCAACAAAUAUUGAACCACAUUAUGCCGUAACAAAUAUUCCAAUAUCAUUACAACAAGAACAACAAUCUGUUGAUUAUGAUUCAUUUGAUGAUGAUGUUGUUGUUGAAGAUUUGGCUCAUAUUGAAAAACCAAUAAAUUCAAAUGAUAAUACAGAUGAUGAUUCAUUUGAUGAUGAUGAUAAUCAAAAUCCAUUACAAACAAUUCCAUCAAAAAAUGCUUCAACAAAUUUUUUUCGUUCAACAUUAAAUCGUUUAACACGAUCGAAUAAAUCUUUAGAACGUUUAAAUACUGAACCAACAACAAACGAUCUUAUACAAGAAUCAAAUCCAUCGAAUAUAAUUGAUACAAAAACAAAGAAAACUCUUCGUAGUAUAAAAGCACGUCAUGAAGCUAAGAAAACUGGUAAUCUUUUCGUCACAUAUACAGGUGAUGAUGAUACAACAUCAAUUGAUUCAAAUUGUUCAACACAAACAGCAACAAGUUUAAAUAAAACAAAUAAAACUUCACAUCAUCGUUUUCGUUUAUUUCGUCGAAAAGUUGAAAAAGAUUUUGCUAGUGAUACCGAAGCUGAAAAACAACAAACGGAACAACGAAGAAAAAAAUGGAAUAAAAAAAUUAUUAAUGAUACAGCUAAUGAAUUAAAAACGAAACGUUUAUUAAUGAUGAGUGAUGAUGAUGAUGAAGAACAUAAUUUAAAUUUAAAAAUAAAUGAUGAAACACAUAUAUAUGAUCAUAUUGUACAUGAUGAAAUUAUAAAUAAUACAUCACGUAUGGGUAAAUUAUCAAAUGAAACACAUUUUAAAGCACCAACAGUAACACUUGAUGAAAUACGUUCAGAAAUUCAAGCGGAAAUAGCUGCAAGACAAGAUAUACAAAUAAAUAAUCAAUCGAUCACAUCAUCAAAUUUAACAUUACAGAAAAAACGUUCGAAAUCCGUUACUUUUCUUGAUGAAUUACUUAGUGAUAAUUCAAAAGAAAAACAAACAAAUAUCAUUGUUAAAAAUGAUUUACAAAUCAAACAAUCAACAACAAUUAAACGUAUUGAAAAAGGUGAUGCACGAUCUAUUUGUGGUGCUUUAACGGGCACGGGACCUAUUCGUGGUAUUAUUAAAGCGGCGAAUAAUGAUAUUACUGGUACAACAGCACCUGUGUCACCAUCGGCAGCAGCUGCAAUUUAUUUAAGUGGACCAACAAAUGAUACACGAUGUACAUCACCGAAAGCUCAUGAACGUACACAUCGACCACUUUCCACUUACACAGUUGGUUCAGCUCGUUUUUAUGAUGGUGGAUCAUUACCUACAAAUUCUACUCCAUCAUCAUCAUCAUCAUCAGCGGCACCACCGGCACAUUCUUUGAUUCAAAAUAAUAAUAAUAAUAAUAAUAAUAAUAAUGUAUCAAAUCAGCGUCCAAUAUUAAAUAAUACUUCUCAACAUUCAACAUCAGAAAAUGUUCAUCAUAAACGACCAACCGCUAAAGUUAGUCCAUUUCAAACAAAAUCACCACAUGAUCCAUUGUCAUCAUCACCUACUUCUACUAAACAACAACAACAACAACAACAACAACAACAAAUAAUUUCUUCAUCAACAACAAAGAAACCAAUUCGACCAUCAUUAAAUCGAAAUAUGCAAACAUCACAUGAUAUAACUAAUAUUGCGACACCAUCUGUUAGUGAAGGUGUUGGUGGUGUAUCAAAACGUUUACAGUCGAAUUUUUAA